AUGGCCCUGAAGAGAAUCUAGAAGGAAUUGAUUGACCUUGGAAGAGAUCCACCCGCUAACUGCUCAGCUGGCCCAAUCGACGAAAAAGAUCAAUACCACUGGUAGGCAACUAUCCUUGGUCCUGAUGAUAGCCCCUACGCUGGAGGUGUUUUCUUCCUCAACAUUCACUUUCCAACAGACUACCCAUUCAAACCACCCAAAUGCACAUUCACCACUCGUAUCUAUCAUCCAAACAUUAAUUCUAACGGUUCCAUCUGCCUAGAUAUCCUCAAGGACUAGUGGUCACCAGCUCUCACAAUUUCAAAGGUACUUUUAUCAAUCAGCUCUCUUUUGACUGAUGCCAACCCAGACGAUCCCUUGGUUCCCGAGAUCGCACACAUCUACAAGACUGACAGAGCAAAGUACGAAGCUACCGCCAGAGAAUGGACCCGCAAGUACGCUAUGUGA
Stylonychia lemnae is the source of this 447-nucleotide messenger RNA. The record is from the annotation of a GenBank genome assembly. NCBI's taxonomy places the organism in Eukaryota, Ciliophora, Spirotrichea, Sporadotrichida, Oxytrichidae.